AUGUCUACUGAGGAUGAUGAUGAUGACAAUGUUCAGGAGGAUCGUGGGAGUGAGUCUCGAUAUUACAACACACAUUUUCCUAAUCCUAUUAUGCCUGUUGUUCAUCCUCCUCCAUACGCAGAAAUAGACUUCGAUUUGCUGAGGGUGGAUCCUUAUGAUAGGCCAGAAGGCCGUUCCUUUUGGGAUUCUUCUAAAGAGUUUUCAAUUGGGAUGAUAUUUUCUUCGAGAGAUGCAAUGGCUGCGGCUGCAAAAGAAUAUCAUCUAAGACAUCAUCAUCAAUUUUGUUAUCAUGAAACAAGAGAGAAGACUUAUUCUAUAAAGUGUAAAGACAAAGACAGUGGGUGUGCAUGGAGGCUUCGAGCAUCCAAGAAAGAAGGAGAGGAUGUAUGGAAGAUUACAAGAUAUAGUGGACCACACACAUGUACGAAUCCUCAGGUGACAAAAAACCAUAGCCAAUUGGAUGAAAAUUUUAUUUGUUCAUUUAUCUUUGCAUUAAUUGAACAGCAGCCCGAUAUAAAAAUUGCUGCCCUACAAAAUGAAGUGCGUGAUAAAUAUGGAUACGAGCCGUCUUAUCAGAAAACAUGGAAAGCUAAGCAGAAGGCAAUUGCAAGGCUUUAUGGGGGUUGGGAUGAAUCAUACAGUCGUUUGCGUAGAUUCAUGACUGCUCUUCAUCAUUUUUACCCAGAAACAGUAUACAUGAUUGAAGAUAAUCCACAUUGGAUAAAUGAGCAAUUAAAUCCGAUGUGUCGUGUAUUUGACCGUAUGUUUUGGGCUUUUAAGCAAUCGAUUGAGGGAUUUAAAUAUUGCCGACCUGUUAUCUCAAUCGAUGGGACAUUCUUAUACGGAAAAUACACCGGGUGUAUACUGUGUGCAACCGCACUUGAUGGAAAUAAUCAACUAUUUCCAUUAGCUUUUGCCAUUGUGGAUAAGGAGGACGGGGACAAUUGGUCAUGGUUUAUGGAUUGCUUAAGGAUCUUUGUAACCAACCGAGAAGAUUUGUGUGUAAUUUCAGAUCGACAUGCUGGAAUUUUGAAGGCGAUGCAGAAAGAUUGGUGGCAACCUCUAGCUGGUCAUCAUCGUUACUGCAUCAGACAUGUUUUGAGUAAUUAUAAUAAGACAUUAAAAAAUGUAGCAAUAAAGGAAGCGUUGCGCAAGGCAGCGAAUGAAAAUCAGAAAAGAAAGUUUUACGAAGCAAUGAACAAUAUUCGGGAGGUGCACCCUGAAUCAUACGAUUGGGCAAUGAAGAUAAAUUUAGAGAAGUAG
Messenger RNA from Manihot esculenta (cassava), 1263 nucleotides. RefSeq lists its product as uncharacterized. Bases 1 to 1263 code for a protein of 420 amino acids. The transcript has 2 exons. The record is from RefSeq and is a predicted model, not a curated record. Lineage: Eukaryota; Viridiplantae; Streptophyta; Magnoliopsida; Malpighiales; Euphorbiaceae.